Molecule: messenger RNA, 9948 nt
Organism: Acomys russatus (golden spiny mouse)
Lineage: Eukaryota; Metazoa; Chordata; Mammalia; Rodentia; Muridae
Gene: Golgb1
Product: golgin B1
Exons: 21
Coding region: 1-9720 (3239 amino acids)
Cellular component (GO): endoplasmic reticulum-Golgi intermediate compartment; cis-Golgi network; membrane
Source: RefSeq, a predicted model, not a curated record
AUGCUGAGCCGAUUAUCUGGAUUAGCAAAUGUUGUUUUGCAUGAAUUGUCAGGAGAUGACACUGACCGGAACUUGUCAGCUCCCUCAGAAGCCGUGAGUACCUCUGAAUUACCCCAGGCAUCUGACAUGGAGUUCAAUGACAGCACACAGGAGGAUGCUCUGGAGCGCCUGGCCGAUGCCGAGAAGUUAGUGGUGGAGCUAAAAGAUAUUAUUAGACAGAAGGAUGUUCAACUCCAGGAGAAGGAGGAGGCUCUGCAGGAGGAAAGAAAAUCUGCUGAAAACAAAAUUAAGAAAAUAAAACUUCACGCAAAGGCCAAGCUCACGUCCUUGAACAAACACAUAGAAGAGAUGAAGGCACAAGGAGGGUCCUCCUCUCCCACAGAACCCCAGGCAGAGGAGCUGCUCCCCAAGGAUAAGAGUUCUACAGAAGAGGAGAUGAACUUAGAGGAAAUAAAACAUGAACUCCAGGAGAAGGAGAAAUUAAUUAGCAAUUUGCAAGCCCAGCUGGAGCAGGCACAGUCAGAACAAGCCUUACAGUUGGAGAAGAGUUCUGCAAAGAUGGAGGACUUGGUCCUGAUGAAGCAGCAGCUCCAGGAAAAGGAAGAACUCAUUAGCACUUUGCAAGCCCAGCUCAGCCAGACACAGGCAGAGCAAGCUGCCCAGUUGAGUUCCAUGCAGCAGGUGGUCCGAGAGAAAGACGCCCGCUUUGAAACACAGGUCCGUCUCCACGAAGAUGAGCUGCGUCAGUUAGUAACCCAGUCAGAGGUGGAGACAGAGAUGCAGCAGAAGUUGAGGGUGAUGCAGAGGAAGUUGGAUGAGCACGAAGAAUCCUUGCUGGGCCGAGCUCAGGUUGUGGACCUGCUGCAGCGUGAGCUGACGACGGCUGAACAGAGGAGCCAGGCUCUUUCACAACAAUUACAGCUGUUGGAAGCUGAGCAUAGUACUUUAAGGAGCAACAUGGAAACGGAAAGACAGGAGUCCAAGGUCCUGAUUGACAAGUUAGAACUGGAAGUGGCAGAGAGGAAGCUAUCCUUCCAUAAGCUGCAGGAAGAGAUGCACCAGCUCGAGAGAGAGCUGCAGCAAGCCGGCCAAGCCCAGGCUGACCUGGAAGCCCAGUACAACGCUCUGGAGCAAAGGCAUAAAGCAGAAAUGGAAGAGAAGACGGCUUACAUUUUGACUCUUGAGAAGACCGAGCAAGAGCUGCAGUCGGCCUGUGACGCUCUGAAGGAGGACAAGUCGAAGCUGCUGCAGGAAAAGAACGAGCAGGCUGCCGAGUCAGCCCAGGCCGUGCAGCAGCUGCAAGAUCAACUCCAGCAAAAAUCUGAAGAACUUAGCCAAUUUGUAAAUCAGCCAAACUUGCAACAGCAUGAGACAGCAUCUCAGACUUCUUUACCAGAUGUUGAUAAUGAGGGCAUACAGGUGGUCACGGCGGAGGACAUCACCUCCUUGCAGAGGAGAGUGGGAGAGCUCGAGAACGAGAAGGCAGCCUUGCUCCUUGGUUCUGUAGAGCUGGAGGGGCUGAAAGCUGAGAACGAAAAACUCUCUUCUCGGAUUACUCUUCUGGAGGCUCAGAAUAGAGCAGGGGAGGCUGAUAGCACAGUCUGUGAGGUCAGCACUGCUGGUGUUACUCUGCUCAACCAGACUGAUUCUGGUACUGAAGAAAGAGGGCAGGAUGUCCUAGAGAACACAUUUUCUCAGAAGCACAAAGAACUAUCAGUUUUAUUAGUGGAAAUGAAAGAAGCCCAGGAGGAAAUCGCAUUUCUUAAGUCCCAGCUGCAGGGCAAGAGGCCUGAGAGGUACUAUGAGGUCCUCGACCAGAAAGAAGGGGAGCUGAUGGGGAGUGAAGGACUGCCCUCCGUGGCAGCAGGAGAGGCGAGUGAGGAGAGCUGCGUCCCAACAGUUGGAAAAGAGGAACAGGUGAGCCCUGAAGAUCGGCUGCAAACAUCUGAGGCAGGAUCUCCAAAUAGCUCUGGAAUGUCCCCAAAGCUGGACAGUGUGGACAGAUACCCUGUACCAGAUAUCUGUCAGUGUCACCAGGGUGAAUUGGAAACGCUUAAAACUCAAGUCGUGGAGCUUGAGAGAAGCCUUCAUAAGGCAGAAGAAAUGUACGAGAAAAAUUUAGAUGAGAAAGCUCAGGAAAUUAGCAGCCUGACCCAGCUUAUCGAAGACCUUAAGAAGAGUGCUGAGGCUUCCCAUAGCACUCUCACUGCUUUGUCUGAAGAAAGAGACCAGCUGCUUUCCCGCCUGGAGGAGCUUGACGUCUUAGUAGAGCUGAGGGCUCAGGUCCAAGCCCUGGAGACCAGCCUCGCUGACGCAGAGAAGCAAAGAGCUCUGGACUAUGAAAGCCAGAGGACUCAGCAGCACGUGCUCACGGAGCAGAUCCACAGCCUGAGCAUAGAAGCCAGGUCUAAGGAGGUGAAGAUCGAAGCUCUGCAGAGGGAGCUGGAUGCUGUGCAGCUGCGGUUCUCCGAGCAGGGCGCCCAGGUCAAGAGCCUGCAGAGCCAGCUGCAGAAGAAGGAAGGCGAGGUGUCGGCAGGGGCAGAGCGCGUGAAGGACAUCUCCAACGAGAUGGAAGGACUGUCGCAAGCUCUGUCACAGAAGGAACUAGAAAUAGCCAGGAUGAACCAGCUCUUGCUGGAGAAAAGGAGAGACGUGGAGACACUCCAGCAAACCAUCCAGGAGAAGGACCAGCAAGUGACAGAGCUUAGCUUCAGCAUGACAGAGAAGGUAGUUCAGCUUAACGAAGAGAAGUUCUCCCUUGGCGUUGAGAUUAAGACUCUGAAGGAGCAGCUCAACUUACUGUCCAGAGCUGAGGAGGCAAAGAAAGAGCAGGUAGAGGAUCAGGAAGCUGUCUCCAGCCUUAAACACAGCCAGGACGAGUCGAGCCCCGAGGGGCUGCUGAGCAAAGAGGGCCUGCAGCAGGAGCUGGAGCGCCUGAGGAGAGAGAGUGAGCAGACCAAGCGGAAACUCCAGGCAGCGCUGAUUAACAGAAAGCAGCUGCUCCAGAGAGUUAGCGCACUGGAGGAAGAGUUAGCCCAGGCGAGAGAGGAGCCUAGCAGGGAGACUCCACCUGCGGAGAGUGAGAGGAGAAAGCUGGAGGAAGACAGAGAGAACAAAGAUGACCCAGAAAAGUGUGGGGCUUCUAAGUGGCAAGAAAUAGAAGUUUCUUUAAAGCAGACAAUAUCUGAGAAAGAAGUGGAACUAGAGCAUGUAAGGAGAGAUUUGAAAGAAAAGACGGCAGUGGAAGAAGAAUUACAGGCUCUGGUCCAGCAGAUGAAGCAGAACUUGCAGGAUAAGGCAAAGCAAAUAGAUUUGCUUCAGUCAGAGAUCACUGAAAACCAAGCAACUAUUGAGAAAUUAACCACAGGUGCCAAGGAUGCUGGGGAUGGAGGCUCUGCAGCGCCUGUGGUGAGCAGCCCGCCCAGUGCAGGCGGCGGGGAACACGGGAAGCCAGAGUUGGAGGGAAAGAUACUAGACCUUGAAAAAGAAAAGGAACAACUUCAAAAGAAGCUUCAAGAAGCCUUAACUUCCCGAAAGGCGAUUUUAAAAAAGACACAAGAGAAAGAGAAACAUCUCAAGGAUGCGCUCGAGGGGCAGAAGGCUGCUUGCCGUCGCCUCCAGGAGCAGCUUGAUGAGCAGAGGAAGGAAAACGAGAACACUGGGGACCAGCUACGGCAGUGCCAGAUGCACACCCAGGAGUCUGCAGACAGACAGCUCCCCAGCGCUGACCAGCAGGAACCUGCUCUUCCCACUCAAGGUUUAGGAGUUUCUCUGGAAGAUGCAGAACAGCAGCUCACCCAGCCUACUUCAGAGCCCGGCUUACACGCAGCUCGUCCUCCUCACCCCAGAGAGACAGACCCUCUGCAGGCUCCUGUUUCUGUUGCCCAGCUUGAGGCCCAGCUGAAAGAAAUGGAGGUUGAGAAAGAGGAGCUGGAAUUGAAAGUUAGUUCUAUAGCAAGUGAGCUGACUAAAAAGUCAGAGGAAGUAUUCCUGUUACAAGAGCAGACAAGUAAACAGGCUCUGGAAAUCGAGAAUUUAACGGCAGCAUCCCACGAAGCUGAGGCCCACGCAGAAAGGCUGAAGCAGGAAUUGGAAAGCAGCCAGUUGGAAAUUGCUGGCCUGGAACACCUGAAAACGUUACAGUCUGAGCUGGGUGACCUGCAAAAGCGCAUGAGCCAGAAGGAAGACGAGGUCAGCCAUCUCGCUGGACAGCUUAGUGAGAAAGAGCAGACCCUCUGCACAGUACAGUCGGAGAUGGCGGAGCAGGAGCGCUUAAUCAAGGCUCUGUACACACAGCUGGAAGUGCAGGCCAAGGAGCACGAGGAGAGGCUGCAGCAGGCCCAGCUGGAGCUGUGUGAACUGAAGCAGAAGCCGGAAGAGACUGAGGAGGAGACUAAAGCCAAGCUCCAGAUGCAGAGGAAACUGCAGGCCGCCCUCAUCUCCCGGAAAGAGGCGCUCAGAGAAAACAAGAAUCUGCAGGAGGAGUUGUCUGCAGCCAGGGAUGCUGUUGAACGCCUGACCCAGUCGCUGGCCGCGGGGGAAAGCCAGGUCUCUGCUCAGAGUAAAGAGAAAGAUGCACUCCUAGGGAAGUUAGCCCUCCUUCGGGAAGAAAGAGACAAACUCAUUGUGGAAAUGGACAGGUCUUUGCUGGAAAAUCAGAGCCUUGGUGGCUCCUGUGAAAGCCUGAAGCUGGCCCUGGAGGGUCUCACUGAGGACAAGGAAAAGCUGGUGAAGGAGCUUGAAUCCCUGAGGAGUUCCAGGGCUGCCGAGAGCGCCGAUUGGCAAGGGAAGCACGAGGAGCUGCAGAAGGAGUACGAAGUUCUUCUGCAGUCCUAUGAGAACGUGAGCGACGAGGCGCAGAGGGUGCAGCAGGUGCUGGAAAGCGUGAGGCAGAGCAAGCAAGAGCUCUAUGGAAAGUUAAGAAGCGCCGAGACAGCCAAGAGGGGCACAGAGCAGCGGCUGCUGGAUGCGGAGCAGGAGAUGGAGGAGAUGAAGGAAAAGAUGAGGAAGUUUGCCAAGUCUAAGCAACAGAAGAUCCUUGAGCUGGAGGAGGAGAACGAGCGGCUUAGAGCAGAGGCCCAGCCUGGAGGAGCAGCCAAAGAAAGCACGGAAGCCCUUCUUUCUUCCAACUCCAGCCUGAAAGAGGAGCUAGAAAGGGUCAGACUGGAGUAUCAAGCCCUUUCUCAGCAGUCCAAGGCUUUAAUGGCGGAGAAAGACAUUCUGAGCGAAGAGAUCCGAGACCUAAAGCGUCAGGUAGAAGACCGCGUACUGAAACCAGCUAGCCCAGAGGCCACGGAGAACCCGGAUGAGCGAAAGAAUGCCAUUGAGGAUGCACCACAAGCUGUGGUGAGCAAGUCUCCAGAGCAGGAUUCUCUGUGUGUGAGCACUAAGCUUGAAGAUGCGGAGGCCAUCCCGUCAGCUCCCAGCCCCAGGUCUGGCACCAGUGGGCCGUUGAGCUCACAGGAUGACCUCUGUAACCACCUGCAACAGCUCGAUCAGCUUAAGGGAAGAAUUGCUGACUUAGAGCUAGAGACACAGAAAGACAAGGAGCUUCACCAGACUUUAGAAAGUGAGAAAAAUGCCCUACUUGGUCAGCUGUCUGCAAAGGAUAGGGAACUAAAGGUGCUCGAAGAAGAAGUCGCCAAAGUAAACCUGUUAAACCAGCAAAUCCAAGACGAACUCUCCAGAGUUACCAAGCUCAAAGAGACAGCAGAGGAGGAGAAGGAUGACUUGGAGGAGAGGCUGAUGAAUCAGCUGGCGGAACUUAAUGGGAGCAUCGGCAACUAUUACCAGGAUGUUACGGAUGCCCAGAUAAAAAACGAGCAACUAGAAUCUGAAAUGCAGAACCUUAAAAAGUGUGUGAGUGAUUUGGAAGAGGAAAAACAGCGGCUGGUCAAGGAAAAAAGCCAGGUGGAGUCUGAAAUCCGAAAGGAGUGUAUGGAGAAGAUGCAGGGAGCACAGAAAGGGCCUGGCAGCAAGAGCCACGCCAAGGAGCUCCAGGAGCUGUUGAAGGAAAAACAGCAAGAGGUGCGGCAGCUGCAGCAGGACUGCAUCCGGUACCAAGAGAGGAUCAGCGCUCUGGAGAAGACUAUCAAGGCCUUAGAGUUUGUUCAGACCGAAUCCCAAAAAGAUCUGGACGUAACGAAAGGCGAUCUGGAGCAGGCGGUAGAACACCGCAAAAAGGCGCAAGCGGAAUUAUCCAGCUUCAAAGUACUGCUCGAUGACACCCAGAGUGAAGCCGCGAGGGUGCUAGCGGACAACCUGAAGUUGAAAAGGGAACUUCAGGCCAACAACGAGUCCAUCAAGAGCCAGAUGAGACAGAAAGACGAAGAUCUCCUUCGAAGGCUGGAGCAGGCAGAAGAGAAGCGGCUGAAAGAGCAGAAGGGCAUGCAGGAGGAGCUGGAGGCUCUGCACAGAGAAAAGGCCCGCGUGGAGGAGGCGCUGGCAGACACGCGGGCCACGCUGAGCCGCAAAGACAAGGACACGAAGCAGCUGCGGGACACCUUGGACAGCACUGUGGCCCAGCUGGCCGCCUUCACCAAGAGCAUGUCGUCCCUCCAGGAUGACCGCGACAGGGUCAUCGAUGAAGCUAAGAAAUGGGAGCAGAAGUUUGGUGAUGCCAUUCAAACCAAAGAGGAAGAAAUCAGACUCAAGGAGGAAAACUGCGUGGUUCUGAAGGACCAGCUUCGACAAAUGACCAUCCACGUAGAGGAAUUGAAGAUUAACAUCUCCAGGCUUGAGCAUGACAAGGAAAUGUGGGAGUCCAAGGCCCAGACAGAGCUCCAGCAUCAACAGAAGGUUUGCGAGAACCUGCAGGGGAAAAACAAAGAACUGAUGGCCCAGUUAGAGGAAACCCGACACCUAUACCACAGUUCUACAGAGGAGUUAACUAAGUUGGAAUCAGAACUGAAGAGUCUCAAAGAGCAGUCAGCUGACUUAAGUGACUCUUUAGAAGAAUGUAAAUCACAUAAAGAAACCCUGGAAGAGAUCAUAAAGCAACGAGAAGCUGCCAUCCAGGACUGUAAGUUCAGUUCUGAGCAACUGGAGAGUGAUCUGAGGGCCUCCAGGGAGCUGACCAGUAGGCUGCACGAUGAAGUCAACGAGAAGGAGCAGAAGAUUCUAAGCCUGCUCUCUGGCAAGGAAGAGGCCGUCCAGGUAGCUGUUGCCGAACUGCAGCAGCAACACAGGAAAGAGAUCAAGGAACUAGAAAAUCUCUUGUCCCAGGAGGAAGAGGAGAACGCUGCCUUAGAAGAUGAAAACAAAAAGGCUGUUGAGAAGACCAACCAGCUCACGGAAGCGCUCGAAAACGUCAGAAAGGAGAGCCUCGAGCAGAAGGCUCAGUUGGAUUCCUUCGUUAAGUCUAUGUCCUCCCUCCAGAGUGACCGAGAGCGCGUACUGAGUGACUACCAGCAGCUGGAAGCGCGGCAUCUCUCUGUCAUCUUGGAAAAAGACCAGCUCAUCCAAGAUGCAGCCGCAGAGAUCAAUAAACUGAGGGAAGAGAUCCGAGGGCUGCGGGGCCACAUGGAUGACCUCAACUCCGAGAACGCCAAGCUGGAUGCCGAACUGCUCCAGUACAGGCAAGACCUGAAGGAGGUGAUCGCCAUCAAGGACUGCCAGCAGAAGCAACUCCUGGAGGCUCAACUACAGCAAAACCAGGAGUUGAGAGAUGAGUGUGCAGACUUAGAAGAAAAGCUGAAGGGGGCAGAAGCAGCAAAGCAGAGCCUGCAGAGGUGCUCUGAUGCCCUCCACGCAGAGAAGCAGGGUCUGUCUAAAGAGGUGGAGUACUUGAAGAGACAGUUGACAGCCUUGCAGGAAGAAGGUCCCCUAGGUGUCUGCCAUGCCCAACUGACAGUAAAGGAAGAGGAGGUUCAGAGGUUAAAUAUGGCGCUCUCCUCUCAGGAGAAGAGAAGGGCAGCUCUGGAAGAGGAGUUAGCGUGUGUUCAGAAGGACGCUGCCAGGAAGGUCAGUGAGAUUGAGGACAAGCUGAGGAAGGAGCUGAAGCACCUCCAUCAUGACGCAGGGAUCCUGCGAAACGAAACAGAAACAGCAGAGGAGAGGGUGGCCGAGCUGGCGAGAGACCUGGUCGAGAUGGAGCAGAAGCUGCUUGUGGUAACCAAAGAGAAGAAAGAGCUCACGGCGCAGAUUCAGUCUUUCGGAAGGGCAAUGAGCUCCUUGCAGGACAGCAGAGACCGCGCCACCGAGGAGCUCGGGGGCCUGAAGAAGAAGUACGAAGCCAGCCUGAAGGAGCUGGCCCAGCUGAAAGGGCAGGAGGACGUAAGCAGCGAGAGGGGCGUCCUCUCCCAGGCUGCCUUGCCCCAGGCCGCUGCCGAGAACGGUGUGUCCCACCUCGGCAAACUGAACCAGCAGCUCAUGUCCAAUGAUGAGCAGUUGCUUCACUUAUCGUCACAGCCAGGAGAGCCUCACGACCAAAUGCAGUCCUUUGCCAAGGCCAUGGCCAGGCUACAGGAGGAGCGAGAUCACCUGUGGAGUGAGCUGGAGAAAGUCCGCAAGUCCGAGGAAGGGAAGCAGAGGGCUACAGCCCCUUCACCUGCCUCCAGCCCCGCGGAAGUACAGAGCUUGAAAAAAGCCAUGUCCUCACUCCAGAACGACAGGGAUCGACUACUGAAGGAGUUGAAGAAUCUGCAGCAGCAGUAUCUACAGAUGAACCAAGAGGUCACAGAGCUACGGCCACUGAGAGCUCAGCUUCAGGAGUGUCAGGAUCAGACGAAAGCACUGCAGAUGAUGAAGGAGGAGCUGAGGCAGGAGAGCCUCUCCUGGCAGCGGGAGCUGCAUCAGCUCAGAAUGGAGAAGAAUUCCUGGGAAGCGCAUGAGAGGAGGAUGAAGGAGCAGUACCUCAUGGCCAUCUCAGAUAAAGAUCAGCAGCUCGGGCAUCUCCAGAGUGUCCUGAGGGAGCUGAGGUCUUCCCCUCAGACUCAGCUUCUCCCAGCACAGUACCAGCGACAGGCAUCCCCAGAGACAUCAGCGUCCCUCGAUGGGUCCCAAAACCUAGUUUAUGAGACAGAACUUCUCAGGAUCCAGCUCAACGACAGCUUAAAGGAAAUUCACCAGAAGGAACUAAGAAUUCAGCAGCUGAACAGCAAGUUCUCUCAGUUGCUGGAGGAGAAGAAUACCCUGUCAAUCCAGCUGAGCGAUGCGAGCCAGAGUCUCCGUGAGAACCAGCACCACUACAGUAGCCUCUUGAAGCACUGCGCUGUCCUGGAGAAGCAGGCGCAGGAGCUGCAGGCGGGGCCGCAAAAUGCAAACGUUGCUCCAGGAGCACCCCAGGAAAAGAAUGGAAUUCACAGAAAGAGUGAUCCUGAGGCCACAAGGGAGCAACAAACAAGUUUUUCUGAAGCCCAGCAGCAGCUGUGCAGCACUAAACAAGAAGUGAGUGAGUUAAAGAAGCUGCUGGAUGAAGAAAGAGACCAAAGACUGAGUGCAGAGAACGCGCUCUCCCUGGCUAAGGAGCAGAUCAGACGGUUAGAGCAGAGUGAGUGGGAUUCGGCCCGGACUCCUAUCAUUGGCGCCUGUGGGUCUCAGGAGCAAGCACUGCUGAUAGACCUCCCAGGCAACAGCUGCCGAAGGACCCGGAGUGGUGCUGGAUGGAAGCGGGUUCUGCGUUCACUUUGCCAUUCCCGGACCCGAGUGCCACUGCUCGCAGCCAUCUACUUCCUUAUGGUUCAUGUUCUACUUGUUCUGUGUUUCACGGGUCACCUAUAAACUUGUCUCAGAAUCUGUCAUCCUUCAUCUCUAACGUCAGAAUUGUCAGUUCCAGAACAGCCCUUCCCACUUUUGGCCAAUCCACCUGUCCUUGGAAAGUGCCUGUGAAAACAGAGGUGGCCACGGAGACAGGUUGGACCAGGAAGGUCGGCAGCAUCCGCUCUCAUUAAACACCUCUGCCUGGUCUGAGCAGCUUCACAGAUGUGCUGUGCACAGGGCUUCAUCACA